This is a messenger RNA of Ostrinia furnacalis (Asian corn borer), 1659 nucleotides long. RefSeq names its product large neutral amino acids transporter small subunit 1. Gene Ontology annotation, molecular function: L-amino acid transmembrane transporter activity. The transcript is spliced from 13 exons. NCBI's taxonomy places the organism in Eukaryota, Metazoa, Arthropoda, Insecta, Lepidoptera, Crambidae. The coding region runs from base 136 to 1605 and encodes 489 amino acids. Gene Ontology annotation, biological process: amino acid transmembrane transport. The record is from RefSeq and is a predicted model, not a curated record. Gene Ontology annotation, cellular component: membrane.
UAUUGGCGCACGGCAGUCUCGCGGCCCGAGUUGGCGGGCUUAGUCGCUCCUCGUGAAAAACGCGGGAAAAAUAUCUGUGCAGUGUAUUUUUUUAAAUUUUAGUAUUGUGGUCUGGGAAUCAAUUAAAAAUACAAAAUGCAUCCAAAAAGUAAAAGCACCGAAGAGGACUGCGAGAGCGAAGCCCUGAAGUCAGAGCCAGAUGGGGAAGAAUCAAAGGAGGGUGGAGCCCUGGAGGCCAAGAUGUCCCUGCUCAACGGGAUCACUGUCAUCGUGGGCUCCAUCAUUGGCAGUGGGAUAUUCGUGUCGCCAACUGGAGUGCUCAAAAACACUGGCUCUGUUAACGCCAGUUUGCUGGUGUGGAUUGCGUCGGGGGUUUUUAGUAUGGUAGGCGCCUACUGCUAUGCGGAACUGGGCACCAUGAUCCGACAGAGCGGUGCUGACUACGCAUACAUCAUGGAGACCUUCGGGCCCUUCGCCGCCUUCAUCCGGCUCUGGAUUGAGUGCAUGAUCGUGCGGCCUUGCUCUCAGGCCAUCGUAGCGCUGACAUUCAGCGUGUACGUGCUGAAGCCGAUAUUCCCAGAGUGCGACCCUCCGGAGGACGCCACCCGACUGCUGGCCGCUUGCUGUAUAUUAUUGCUGACAUUUGUCAAUUGCUGGUCGGUGCGCGCGGCGACGAGGGUUCAGGACUGGUUUACGUACGCCAAACUGCUGGCUCUCUUCGUCAUCAUCGCGGCGGGAAUCUACCAGCUGUGCAGAGGAAAGGUGGAACACUUUUCAUUUGAAGGCACGACCAGUGACGUCACGGCUAUAGCCCUCUCGUUCUACUCUGGACUCUUCGCUUACAACGGAUGGAAUUACCUGAACUUCAUCAUCGAAGAGCUGAAGGACCCGGUCCGAAACCUGCCCCGCGCUAUUGCCAUCUCAUGCACGCUCGUCACCGUGGUCUACACGUUUACCAACAUCGCUUUCUACACCACCCUGUCGCCUACUGAGGUACUUGGCUCGGCAGCGGUGGCUGUAACGUUCGCCGAGCGUCUGUUCGGCUGGUUCGCGCUCGUUAUCCCGCUGUUCGUGGCCGCUUCCACCUUCGGGGCUGUCAAUGGAGUGCUGCUUACUUCGUCGAGGUUGUUCUACGCGGGAGCGGCCCAAGGCCAGAUGCCAGAGAUGUUGACGAUGGUGACGCCGCGCUCGACGCCCGCGCCUGCUGUGUUAGCCGUGGCGCUGCUCUCGCUGCUGUAUCUGACCGUGUCUGACAUCUACGCGCUCAUCAAUUACGUGGGAUUCGCCACCUGGCUGAGUAUUGGCGCUUCCGUGCUGUGUCUUCCAGUGCUGAGGUACACGAAGCCGGACUGGGAGCGGCCCAUCAGGGUCAACCUGUUCUUCCCAGUCCUCUACAUAAUCUGCACGAUUCUCGUGGUGGCUGUGCCGGCGGUGGCGUCGCCAGCAGAGACCGGCAUCGGCUGCCUCAUGAUCCUGACCGCCGUGCCGAUAUACCUGCUGUUCCUGCACCCUAGGACGCGGCUUAGGGGGCUUGCUAGUAUUACCACUUGCGCCACACAUCUGAUUCAAAAACUAACAUUAGCCAUCCGACCAAAAAUGAAGUGAACGCAUUUCCUGUAAAGGAUCGUCUGAACAUAUCCGACCACGAACGCAUCUGGA